Vigna unguiculata (cowpea) is the source of this 1628-nucleotide messenger RNA. RefSeq names its product spermidine hydroxycinnamoyl transferase-like. NCBI's taxonomy places the organism in Eukaryota, Viridiplantae, Streptophyta, Magnoliopsida, Fabales, Fabaceae. The record is from RefSeq and is a predicted model, not a curated record. Gene Ontology annotation, molecular function: acyltransferase activity, transferring groups other than amino-acyl groups.
GUGUGUGUUGCAUAUGGAAAGCUUUGACAAAAAAUGGUAAGCAUCAAAGCUUCUUACACAGUGGUUCCAAAUGAAGCAACUCCAGAGGGUAUUGAAUGGCUCUCUGAUAUUGAUCAAGUGGCGCGUCUGUGCCAUACACAGACCAUCUAUGUUUUCCAUGCAAAGCACAACCUUGACGCAUUAGUCCAACAGAUGAGAAACUCUCUUAGCAAGAUUUUGUGCAUUUACUAUCCAUUGGCUGGUAGAUUGAGAAGAUUAGAAGAAGGUGGCAGAUGGGAAGUGGAUUGUAAUGCAAAAGGAGCCAUGUUGUUUGAAGCAGAAUCCACAAAAACAGUGAACUAUUAUGGUGACUUUUUGGGUGACUCCGCCAAUGACUUGGUUCCAAAAGUCAAUUACACAAACACUUUAAUUCAGGAUAUUCCUUUGUUACUAGUGCAAGUAACAAGCUUCCUUGGCAAUGAAGCAUUUUCCAUUGGAGUUGCUGUAUCUCAUAUUUUGUUUGAUGGUAUUUCUGCCAUUCACUUCAUCAACUCAUGGGCAAAGUUGGCUCGUGGAGACACAUUAGAGUCUCAUGAAAUGCCAUUUCUGGAUCGAACUGUGCUAAAGUUCACAGCCCCUCCACCACCCCCACGCUUUGAUCACCAAGAGUUCAAGCCUAUGCCUCUCAUAUUAGGAAGAAGUGACAACACUGUUGAGAAAAACAAGAGGGUAAGUGCCAUUUCGUUGAAGCUUACAGCAGAACAAGUGGGGAAGUUGAAGAACAAGGCCAAUGCUGAUGGAUCAACAAAAGGGUCACGACCUUAUAGCAGAUUUGAAGCUAUUGCUGCACAUGUAUGGAGAUCUGCAUCUAAGGCUCGUGGAUUAGAUGAGAAUCAACCAACUCUCCUUCGGUUCACUGGUGAUAUUCGCAAUAGACUCAUUCCACCUCUCCCUAGGAAUUACAUUGGAAAUGCUUUGUCCAUAGUAUCAGUAUCAUCACACGUUGGAGAAAUCUUAUCAUCUCCUUUGGGUCAUGUUGCUCAGAAAAUAAGGGAAGCUGUUGAAAUGAUUACACAUGAGUUUAUAUGCUCACAGAUAGAUGUGAUUAGAGGUCAGGAGCAUGUGAAUAAAGCGAGAACUUUGUACUUUGGAGCAAAUGAAGGUAAGGAUGUAUUAUUUUUUGGAAACCCUAACCUACGCAUCACAAGUUGGCUGAGUAUGCCGAUGCAUGAAGCAGAUUUUGGUUGGGGAAAGCCUGUUUAUUCAGGUCUGGCAGGUAAAGCUGCACAAGAGAGGGCAGUGAUUACCCAAAGUCCAGAUGGUGAUGGCUCUGUUAUUCUUGUUCUACACUUUCAAGUGGAACAUAUGGAGCUUUUCAAGAACUAUUUCUAUGAAGAAAUCUAAACUACGUAUUCACAUUCAAAGCUUUACAUGUUAUCUGUAAUUUCUUAUGUUUAAUAAAUCGUUCAACCAUUAGUCUUAUGUAUUAGUGGUCGUUGAUUAAUUAAUUUUAUGUAUUUUUUUUACUUAAAAUUGUCUGUUUUUGGAUCGAACUCUUUAUAAGAGAUGAUUUAUUUCUUAGUUUUUAAUUUCUAAUUUCUGUAAGUUUGAGUGGAGUUAUUAUAAAUAAAUUUUUAUCAUUACUUUCU